AUGUCCUCUAUUGUACAAGAUGCGAUUCUUCAAUCGCUGAACGAGGCGCAACGCCGCGCUGUGACUUCAACCGCAUCAACUGUAGCAAUCCUCGCCGGCCCUGGAAGCGGCAAAACCCAUACCCUUACAUCGCGGGUAGUAUGGCUUAUCCAGAGAGUUGGCUACCGUCCUUCCGAUGUCAUCGUCGCAACCUUUACCGUCAAGGCGGCCAGGGAGAUGAAAGAGCGAAUCGGGAAAACACUGGGCGAGGAAUGCGAAAAGAAGAUUGUGCUUGGAACAUUUCACUCGAUCGCUAGGAGAUAUCUAUCAAUAUACGGGAACCGAAUCGGAUUGGACUCCAAAUUCGGCAUCGCAGACGAUGGAGACUCCAGGGCAAUUAUCCAGAGAAUCUGCAAGAGGCUGAAACUCAAUAUCGAGCCGCAACAAGCAAAAUCAUGGAUCAGCAAAGAGAAGGCGAAAGGACCAGAUGCUAUGGCGCCACCUCCGACGCAGAAAGGAAGAAAAGAGAACCCGGAAUUAAGGACAUGCUACGAGGAAUAUCAGGCUCAACUCACAAGAUCAAAUUUACUGGACUACGACGAUCUCCUAGUCAAAUGCGUCGAGCUACUUCGAGACCACCCGGCUUGCGUUUCCAACGUUCAGACUGUCCUUAUCGACGAGUACCAAGAUACCAACGGCAUUCAAUACGAACUUAUGAAACUCUUCGCCCAAGCAAAACAACGAAUAACGAUCGUUGGCGACCCCGAUCAGAGUAUCUAUGGCUGGCGCUCAGCCGAAGUCAAAAAUCUCUUCCGUCUAUUGCGAGAAUAUCCCAAUACAGACGAAAUAUCACUAGAAGAAAACUAUCGAUCUUCACAGUCCAUCCUUGAUGUAUCACUUACUGUCAUACAGCAAGACACGAAGCGAUACAAGAAAGUUCUGCUGCCGGUCCACACUAAGGGAGCGCGACCGGUACUCAGAUCAUUAAAAAGCUCGUCUGCUGAAGGCGAAUGGAUUGUUUCAGAGAUUAAGCGAGCAGUCAUGAUGUUUGGAGAUAUGCUCAAGUUUGAAGAUGUUGCAAUUCUCUUGAGAUCCGCCGCCCUUUCCAGGCACAUCGAAUCAGCCCUAGGAAAAGCUGGCGUCGCAUAUCGGAUGAUUGGAGGACACAAAUUCUACGAACGAAAGGAGAUCAAAGUGUUAAUCGACUAUCUCCGGGUAGUCAGCCAACCUGACAACAAUGAUGCGCUAGCCAGGAUCAUCAAUGUACCCCGAAGAGGUAUUGGAGAGGCAACAGUCAAAGCAUUGAUCGAAGAAGCAGAGCAGUCUGACAUGAGUCUCUGGACCUUGAUUUUGAAACACUGCAGAGGCAAUCGGAAAGCCAAAGCCAACAUCAGACCUAAAAUGGAGCAAAAGCUCAAUACAGAACUCAUCCGCACUAUUACGAGUUUACAAAAGCAAGCUAGCGAAAUCAGCCAGAGCAGCCCUGUUACGUUGGUCAAUCUGAUAGAGCAAUUAUUAACACACCUCGAUUUUAAGAAGUAUCUGGAGGAAGAAUACACAGAGGAGCAUGAACAGCGAUGGGCUAACGUCCAAGAAUUUGUUAAUUUGGUCAGCGACUUCAUGAAAGACUUUGGCGCACCAGACGAAGACGCACUUCCGGAAAUCGACAACUUGGAUCAGGUAAAGGUGGACGAUAUGCUGGGUCGUUUUCUAGCCAACGUGGCGCUGGCGUCGGAUGCACAGAACAAGGGCGACACGACAGAACAGAAAUCACUGGUUACAAUCUCGACAAUCCAUGCCGCGAAGGGAUUGGAAUGGCCAGUGGUUUUUGUGCCAUCUGUCUACACUGGAUCAAUACCUCACUCAAGAUCUGAAGACACAGACGAGGAACGACGCCUCUUGUACGUGGCAAUGACACGAGCGAAAGCACUGUUGUACCUGAGCUGUCCACUUUACGGCUCCCAGGGGCUGAGCAGCAAAGUCGAGCUUUCACCGUUCGUAGCACCGUUCGCGUCCAAGGUCUUUGCCAAAAAGGGCCCAUCAUUUGAUCGAGCAGUUGUGGAGGGAGUUGCCAAAAUUCUUGGUCGAGAUGCCCCAUCUGAGAAAACGGUCUUUGGAAAGCUCCCGCCUAUGUUCUCAGUCGAGGACGAUAGGUUCCCUGUCGAUCCUGCCGACCACAAGAACGUCGAAAGGAUUGAUGAAGAAUCUGGUCGUCAGUACUCUCGCGCACCGAAGCGACAACGUGUUUCGCAUCCUACCACUUCUUAUGACGAAUCAGAUGAGCUUCCCUGGCAGAGAGAGUAUGCUACAACGAUGGAGAAGUCAUCUGAAUUCACGGUCGCUGCUUUGCCAGGCUUUACAACCGCCGGGGCUCAUAGAGUUGCUCUUGAUGCCGCUGCAGCAGCUGCACCACCACCAGACAGUUCGAAGCCUGGAGUGAAGAAGGGAUCAACCAAACGAGGUGUUGGCCAAAAGAGCAUGCUUGGAUGGCUCAACCAAGGGCCAAACGCUCCUAAACCCCCACCAGAGCCGCAGUCGCAACCGCAGAGUAGGUCUCUUGCGCAGGCUCGGUAUGAAUCUGCUUUGUCGCGGCAGAACAGCAGGUUACUCUCACUACCUGGACCACAAAAGCCGUCAAUUGAUCCUGAAUUGGCGAAACAUAAAUUGCCAACUGCACGACCUCUGGCAAAGCCAAACGUGCCCAAGAUCAGUGACGGUGUUCCGCAGAAAGCGUAUUCCUGCUUUUCUAGCUCACCUCCACGACCUCCAUCGAAAAUGGAGCCUGAAGAAGAGAAGAAGGAAGAUGUGGGAGAAGCAAUGCCUAACAAGCCUGCCUCAACUCUUCAUGCGACAACGUUCAUGUCGGUCAGGCCAAAUGGUGGUGUAAGACGACCUGUUGGACUGGGGCCAGCACCGACGAUGGAUCGAUUAAGAAAACCAUUCAAACCGCUGACGAUGAAUCGACCGCAACGGCCGAGCGGUUGA
Fusarium graminearum PH-1 is the source of this 2964-nucleotide messenger RNA. RefSeq lists its product as uncharacterized. Lineage: Eukaryota; Fungi; Ascomycota; Sordariomycetes; Hypocreales; Nectriaceae. Gene Ontology annotation, cellular component: nucleus. The coding region runs from base 1 to 2964 and encodes 987 amino acids. Gene Ontology annotation, molecular function: 3'-5' DNA helicase activity; hydrolase activity; ATP binding. The transcript has a single exon. The record is from RefSeq and is a predicted model, not a curated record. Gene Ontology annotation, biological process: recombinational repair.